This is a messenger RNA of Musca domestica (house fly), 2224 nucleotides long. It is a transcript of the gene Pym, whose product is annotated as partner of Y14 and mago. Lineage: Eukaryota; Metazoa; Arthropoda; Insecta; Diptera; Muscidae. Gene Ontology annotation, cellular component: exon-exon junction complex; cytoplasm. The coding region runs from base 259 to 903 and encodes 214 amino acids. The record is from RefSeq and is a predicted model, not a curated record. Gene Ontology annotation, biological process: exon-exon junction complex disassembly. Gene Ontology annotation, molecular function: RNA binding. The transcript has 2 exons.
UGUCUUGUUCUUCUUUGCUCAGCUGCGUUGGUACGCGUUGGUUCGCGAGUUUUUUUCUUGUUUUGGUACAAAAAAUCAAAUAAAAGCUUAAAAAAUAAUAUAAAACUGUGUGGAACGUUGAAAUAGAUUGAAGCAUAUAUUGAACAACACCAUUUUCUUUGCAUUUAAAGAUAUUUUGGUGUUUUUACGGCGAAAUAAAGACAACCCCAGCACGUUGUUGUGAAGGACAUCUUGGAAUCUCUACAAUCCAUUUGCAAUAUGACUAGUUACUCGACAAACAAUGAAGGUACGUUUAUACCGGCAUCACAACGGCCGGAUGGUACGUGGCGACGAGCCAGACGUGUUAAAGAUGGUUAUGUCCCCCAGGAAGAAGUCCCCCUAUACGAAAGUAAAGGCCGUCAAUUUGCCCAACGUAAGGCAAAUGCAUUACCUCCAGGCUUGUGUCCCGAAGUAGUAGAGGCUGCCCGAAGAGAACGGGAGAAGAAAGAAAAAGCUAAAGCCAAGAAAGAGGCGGCAGCAGCUGCCAACAAAAAACAACCCAUACCAGGCGUUUUGAAACUACCUGCCAAUACAAUUACCGAAACCAAGAAGCCCAUUGCCAAUGGUCAAAAACCAAAAGCACCAGUAGCUGUGCCGUCCACAUCAAGUGAUCCAAAAUCUGAAAUCGAGGAUUUAAGAGAAAAUUUAGCAAGCAAUUUGAAUGUACAAGACGAAACUCAAGAUCUCCAAAAGAAGUGCAAGAAAUUACAGAAAAAAUUAAGAGAAAUUGAUGAAAUUGAAAAGAAACUUAAAAGCGGUGCACUAAAGAAACCCGAAAAAGAUCAACUCGAUAAAGUGGCAAGAAAGGGGGCAAUUGAAAAGGAACUGCAACAGGUCCUGGCACAGAUCAGCAGUGAAAGUUAAGUUAGAUUCUAAAGCAUAAGAUAGCACAAGGAAAAAAAGAUUAAGUACUUGCAUGUUGAUAUGAAUGUUUUGCGAUGAUUAAUGAUGACAAUAGGUAUAAAGAGUUGAGAAAGCCAAGGCUUUCCAUCUUAGAAAUGUUGGAGGACUGAAUAUCAAUGGAAUUUGGAAAAGUGUUAACGUACUUUUUAUUCCUGAAAUUGUGUGGGUAUUAGAAGUGCAAAGUGUCAAGCAAAUUAUUUCAAUUGGGAUAUAUAUUUGGGAAUUUUGGAAUAGAUAGAAGGACUUCAUCAUAAAUAGAAAUGUUGCAGGAAUUGCAAUCAAAAUACAUUUUAAUAGGGUAUGCCUAUAUAAAUCCGGGCUUGUGCAAACAGAUUAUGCCAUAGUUGAUAAAAUUUAUUCGAAAUAUAUCUUAUGAGGGUUAAGCUUUAAGUAAAGUGCUAUUUCAGACCUUAAAAUCUGUUGGAUCGAGCUAAAUACGUAUCAAAUAAGUUUGCGUUUUUCCUCGAUUUAAAAAUACAACCUGCUAUAUGCUUCUAGAUGAAUAAAUUGUUGAAGCAUAUGACAAUUACUCGAUCACAUAAAUAAACGAAGAUCGAAUCAUGUUCAAAAAAAAAAAAUUCUUAGGUGGUGCAAGAUUUGUGUAGAAUCUUAAAUAUACGAAUAUAUUUAGCUAUAAUAUACCAUUUUAUUUGCCAAGAUAAGCAUUUUUAACUUGAAAAUUAAAUUUCUCCAAAAAGUACAAUGGUUUGUCAAAUUGAAAAGCAAUAUAUUAGCGUUUUGUAUGAUGUAAUACGUGUCACAUUGUCAUAAUUUUGGUUCUAUCAGAGAGUGUAGAUAGGACGAAAAAAUUAUCAAAGUCUACAGACAACAAUUUCUAAAUUCAAGGCCCACAAAAGUGUCUCGUUUCUAAAUUAUUCUUUUAAAUAAUUUUUUUGCGGCAAUGCCAUAUCAAAUGUUCGUUCAUGACGCUUCUCUUUAUCUUCCACAUAUGAAGGACUUGACUUCUUGCUUCUACACAAACCCAACCCUGAAAUAUCUUCAUGACAUCGUUAUAUAAUAACAUCAAUUCAACAAUUCCUUGUGAUUUCUUUUUAUAAAUUACCUCCUUGCUGAUCAUGUUCUAUGCGUGUAGUCUUGAAGAAUGAAAAAAAAAAAAAAAAACAACACCAAAAACACACUGGUUACGUUUUGGUUCCUUUUAUUUACUGAUUUUUAUUAAAAAUUCUAAGUACAUUUUAGUCAUUUAUAUCAAGUGUUUUAGAUCUUUCGUAAAACGAUUAUAGAUUUUGUUAAGAAUAAAUGUGUCCAUCUUUUUCCACUA